CUUCCCCCUCCCCCAUUCCCUCCGGUCCUGAUUGGGGGGGGGGGCGGCUGUGAAGCACAGCCCCCCCCAACCCCCAUGGCUACCCGUAGGAGCCAGAGGCGGAAAGGGAGAAGGGGGGCGCUGGGCACCGCCCUGCUACCCACCCUGGUCCUGGCCCUGGGCCUCUCUCUUGCCUGUUUCGGCCUCCUACUUGUGGUUAUCAGCUUGGGGACCCAGGCAUCCCCAUUCCCCCAGGACCCAGCCCAGCAAGAGCUGGUGGAAGAGAAGGAGGCUGAGGCAGUGAUGCAAAUGAUUUCUCAAAGCCAGAAUCUAGCUCCUAUCCUGAAGAGAAGAGUUCGCCUUCCCCGUGCUGUGAAGGGUCAGAAACCUCGGCCUCGAAAGGCGAAUGCAGCCCACUACGAAGUUCGUCCAAAAGAAGGGAUGGAUAGAGCUUUGGCUGGGAUGGAUGGGACAGUGAGUGGCUGGGAGGAGGCCAAGAUCAACAGAACCAAUCCACUGAGUUAUGAUGCCAAGAGUGCAGAAUUUACAGUUACCAGGGCUGGCCUCUACUACCUGUACUGUCAGGUACACUUUGAUGAGGGGAAGGCUGUAUACCUGAAGCUGGACUUGCUUGUGGAUGGUUCCUUGGCUCUGCGCUGCCUGGAAGAGUUCUCAGCCACAGCAGCCAGCUCUCCAAGCCAGCAGCUCAGGCUCUGCCAGGUUUCAGGGCUACUGCUCCUACGUCCAGGAGUCUCCCUGAAGAUUCGCACUCUCCCCUUGGCACACCUCAAGGCUGUCCCUUUCCUUACCUACUUUGGACUCUUCCAAGUGUAGUAAUGUUCCUUGACCCCAAGACUGCUUUCCUAGACUCCAGACAAAGCUUUGUCUUCCUCCUUCUUUCCCCUUCCCCAAACAACACUGUUCCUCCCUUUUAUCAGUCCCUACAGCUGUGUCUUUCCCUCCCCCAAUUCCUCCCAGCACUGCCCCUCCUAACCUUCUCUUCUUAUAACUCAGACCCUUCCAUCUCCAGGCUUUGAUGAACUAAUUUGUUCCUAUCUCCUUAUCAGUUAUUCCCAAAGCAUUCCCAACAUUUGUCCUACCGCACUUGAUCUCCCCUGGCUUUUCCCCUUGUCCAUGACCUCAUCUCUUCUCCUCUAUACCCCUACUGCUCAGUUCUGGCCCUCAGUUACUCGGAUAACUCUAAUGGCUCCCUCUCCCCACCCUCCCCCCCAAUACUUCCACCACUCAGUUCCAGUCCCAGAUCCCUCAGCCUUCUAACCUACCUUGUCUUCCUUGUGGAAACAAUGUGUUUGGUAAAGCCUAAAUGCCUGGAUGGGGCCCUGGAAGACCUCCUUCUCACACGGGUACUGGACCUGAAAAGCAGAGAGACUGGGGUGGGGUGUGGGGAAGCUAAGGACACUUGUGGGGAGGUAGGGUGGCUUCCAAAAUUGAGGGGCAGAAGAUAAAGAUUAUUCUCUUCCCUGCAAAAAUCCCUGUGGAUUUUUAAAAAGAUAUUUUUAUUAUUAUUGAAAUGAAUUGUUGGUAAUGGAUAUUAAAAAGGUAAAGUGACAGCCUCUGUUUGACAGGGUAAGGGUGGGAUGGGAGGUUUAGGGACCACAGUAAUACUUGAAGGAAAUAAGGGUUGGAAGAGAACCGGGGGCUUUGGAGGGAGGAGGGAGGACAUACAGACUGCUGAAGGUUGGAGGGGUUGGGAGAAUCUAGGAACAGAAACCACGCAGCCUGAGGGUGGGAUCAUAGGACUUAGAGUUUGAAGGGACUUUAUAAGCUAUCUUGUCCAAUUCCUUCAUUUUAUAAAUGAAGCCAGAAAGGACAGUGCCUUUCAGAGUCACACAGGGAAUAAAUAGCAGAGACAAGAUUUGAACCCAGGUCUUCCAACUCUAAAUCCUCAGCACUUUCCAUUACACAGAACCUAAACCAUGAGAGAGAAAUGAGUCCUCUGACCAAGGUACAACAGAACUUUGCUUCAUUUACCUAUUAAACCUCAGUUUCCUUCUGGAGGGGGAAUCCCUUUGGAUAGGUGGGGCAGGGACUUCCUCCUGGCCGCCUCUAGUACUUGGAACAGGUGUGUGCACAGGGAGGACAGUGAGCUCUGACUCCAUUUUGUGGGGGGACAGAAC
Messenger RNA from Dromiciops gliroides (monito del monte), 2117 nucleotides. RefSeq names its product TNF superfamily member 12 (gene TNFSF12). The coding region runs from base 76 to 813 and encodes 245 amino acids. Gene Ontology annotation, cellular component: membrane. Gene Ontology annotation, molecular function: tumor necrosis factor receptor binding; receptor ligand activity. The transcript is spliced from 7 exons. The record is from RefSeq and is a predicted model, not a curated record. Gene Ontology annotation, biological process: immune response. Lineage: Eukaryota; Metazoa; Chordata; Mammalia; Microbiotheria; Microbiotheriidae.